Humulus lupulus (European hop) is the source of this 3144-nucleotide messenger RNA. RefSeq names its product UBP1-associated protein 2A-like. Gene Ontology annotation, molecular function: RNA binding. Bases 177 to 1502 code for a protein of 441 amino acids. The record is from RefSeq and is a predicted model, not a curated record. Lineage: Eukaryota; Viridiplantae; Streptophyta; Magnoliopsida; Rosales; Cannabaceae. The transcript has 2 exons.
AGACUAGCGUGAUAACCAACUACACCACCCAGACUGAUGCUCUUUUGAUAAUUACGUAUUUUAUAUAUUAAUUAUCCCUUAGUUUAAUUAAAUUAUUUUUUCAGUAGCCUAAAAACUAAAAUUCCUUCUAUUAGCUCUUCAGACCAAAAUCAAAACCAAAACCAAAUCCCUCUUCAAUGGCGUCUACAGGAAAAACCAAGAAGAGGACACUAAUUAAAGAGUCAGAGAAAGGCACCAAGAAGAAACUCAAAACCAAGAACCACGGCAUACCCGAAUUCACCAUCAAACAUGAAGAGCUACAACCCCCAGAGGAGGAGUUUGACGACGAUGUUGACUCGGACGAGUCCGACUCCGAGAAGCUCUCGAGUCUCCUCGAACCUUACUCCAAAGACCAGUUGAUUGAACUCAUCUGCGACGCGUCCCUCAAGGAUGCAACCCUCUUGAACCGAGUCCGAGACAUCGCAGACCGCGACGUCUCCCACCGAAAGAUCUUCGUUCACGGUCUAAGUUGGGACACCACCCGCGAAACCCUAACCGCCAUUUUUGAACCCUUCGGCAGUAUUGAUGAGUGCAACGUGGUUUUGGAUAAGAACACCGGGAAAGCUAAAGGGUACGGCUUCGUUCUGUUUAAGACGCGGCGGGCCGCUGUUAAGGCCCUGAAGAAUCCCCAGAAGAGGAUCAAGAAUAGGGUCGCUUCGUGCCAGCUUGCUUCCGUGGGACCGAUUGCUGGCGGGCCUCCGGCCCAGGACGUGAUUUCGGCUGCGGCGCCCCGGAAGAUAUACGUCAGCAACGUGCCGUCCGAAACCGACCCGGAGAAACUGAGGGCUUUCUUUGCUAAAUUUGGGGACAUUGAAACAGGUCCUAUUGGGUUCGAUACGCAGACUGGGAAAUCGAGGGGUUUUGCUUUAUUUGUGUAUAAGACUCCCGAGGGGUUCAGAAAGGCGCUUCAGGAGCCGUACAAGAUGUAUGACGGGCACCAGUUGCAUUGCCAGAAGGCUACUGAGGGGAAAAACAAGAACCAAUCGGCGCAACUUCAAUCUCAAGUUCAGGCUCAAGCUCAGGCCCAGUCCCAGCCGCAGCAGCAGCCACACCCGAUGCUUGCAAUGGCUGCAGCUCAAAAUUUGGCAAUGUUUGGUCAUAAUUCCGGCUUCAAUCCAAUAUAUGGUGGCGGGUAUUUUGUGAACCCCGCCGCUGGAAUGAUCCCCGGGACUGUCAAUCCGGCGAUGAUGGCUGGGGCAUUGAAUCAGGGUUUGAUUUCGACGAGUCAAGUGGGUCAGACCGGUUCUGGUGUGGCUGGGUACAGUGGAGGUUCUAAUGGGUUUGGUAGUUUAGUUGGAGGAAGCUCUGUUCUUGGUUCAUUUGGUUCGAAUGUGCCUCCGUCUCAGGCACUGCAGGCUUUGCAGCAAGUUUACCCGCAGUCUCAGUUUGGGCAGGCGGCUCCUCCUCCCGGUAGGGUUCAGGGAACCGGUGGGGCUAUCACCGGCUACCCAUCUUAUACUUGAUUAAGUGCUGCUGAACUUCAGGAUCGAUGACCAUGUUAUCUGGGAGAAAUCUUUAUCCAUAAUCUAUAGGUCAAUCAAUUUGUGGAAAAGUAUUAUAGAUUUUGAAGUCUACCUUUGAUUUUAUACUUUCACAAUUUGCCGACUGUUUCAGCUUUUCACCAAUCUCAAAAAGAUUUUGGGUCCGGUCGUCUACUAUUUUGUUUUCCUUUCUUAUUAUCUUUGAUCACUUUAUUUGUAAGAUUUUAAACUCUCUUUUAGUUUCACUUCUACUGAGCUGCACAUCCCGUCUUACAUUUUCUUUCUCAUUUCUGACUUUUUUUUUAAUAUUUUGUUUAGUGUUCCUUUAUUGUUUUUGCUUUCCCUUUUAGUUUUGAUUAUAGUAAUUUGUAAUUUGUGGUUAGAAGAUUUGUUUUACAGUACAAUAAUAAUAAGCUAGUUUCUUGUUCUUUUUUUGGAUUAGAAUUUUAUAAUUAUAUAAUUUCAAGGGUCUUCUUUCUUUAAAUUUGUGUAUGGACAUACUUUAACACGCUUUAUGUUCUUACUCUAAUAUAUAAUUUUCAAACGCUUUUAUGCUCUUUUAGACGGCUUGUACUUAUUUGUAAUUGCUUUGUGCCCUGAGAUUUGGUACUCUGCUAGAUUUUCGUCCCACCCACUUGUGGAAAAGCGCAGCGGAGCAACUCUUUCUUAUAAUGCUCUUGAUCCUGGUUUGUGCCUCGUUUUUUCUCUGAUCGGAUGGUAUAUGAAAACGUUGAAAGAGUAGUAUAAAUAAAUACAUGCAAGGCCUAUCUUUAUUUCUUCCUUUUUUGUUUUUGUUUUUUGGUUUUAGGAAAUAUUUCGUCGUUUUUGCUUUGCAUGGUCUUGGUUUUCUGUUGUGUUUAUUGCUUUGCAUCGUCUCUUUCUCACUUUGGAUACAUUGAAUAUUUAAUCUCUUUUAAGUGAAAUUCAUAUUCAGUGUUUUGUUUUGCCAAAUUUUUUUUCCCAGUCCAUUCUAGUUUUAUUCGAGUUCUUUGAAAUCAGACAUAACAAAGGCUUUUCUUUCUUUUUUUUUUCUCAAUCAUUUAUCAAUUUUGUAAGUAAGUAAAGCACCAAGUAAAGAAGUAAUGGAGUGGAAUGGUUAUAUUUUAGAGUGUUGAACAUCAUUUUGGUAGAAUAGUUAUUCAAUUUGAAAAUGCGAGGAAACACUAUUGAAAAAAAUUUAAUAAUUUUUUUUAUCAAAUUUUUAUUUAUUUUAAUUUUUAUUCUAUUCCAAUAUUACCUUUUUUUUUCUUUCAAUUCUCAUUCUUAUUUUUCUACUUUCAUUCCUUCUAAGCCAAUGGCCACUUUCCUCCACUUUCAUUCCUUAUAACCAAUGGCCACUUUCAUUCCUUCUAACCAAUGGUCACUUAAGUUAUUAUUACUUAUAAGUAGUUAGCUUAUUUAGAAUUUGUGCUAGCUUGUUCAUCUCUCUCUCCUUUAGCCCAUAAGGGUCAAAGUAUUGUAAUAAUUCCAGAAUGAUGUUUAAUCAUUUCUCUGUACAGUUAAGUAUUUAUGAUAUGCCAUGCCCAACCCAAGCAUAAGUUAAUAAUGUAAUCUUGUUGUACUUUCUUUUGUAAGCUUAUUAUUUCCAAUCUUGCAAUUAUAUAUAUCUGUACAUAUUUGUUUU